Etheostoma cragini (Arkansas darter) is the source of this 1383-nucleotide messenger RNA. RefSeq names its product ribosome biogenesis regulator 1 homolog (gene rrs1). The record is from RefSeq and is a predicted model, not a curated record. NCBI's taxonomy places the organism in Eukaryota, Metazoa, Chordata, Actinopteri, Perciformes, Percidae. Gene Ontology annotation, biological process: ribosome biogenesis; ribosomal large subunit biogenesis; endonucleolytic cleavage in ITS1 to separate SSU-rRNA from 5.8S rRNA and LSU-rRNA from tricistronic rRNA transcript (SSU-rRNA, 5.8S rRNA, LSU-rRNA). Gene Ontology annotation, cellular component: nucleolus; preribosome, large subunit precursor; nucleus. Gene Ontology annotation, molecular function: protein binding. The transcript is spliced from 2 exons. Bases 52 to 1116 code for a protein of 354 amino acids.
GUGUUUUUUCUUUCACACGUGGGGAUUUAACAAUUCUUAGCUCUCACCAACAUGGCCGCGUGCAGUGUGGAAGAGCUGUUAGUCAAAGCUGAGCAAGAAGAGGCAGAAAAACUGAAAAGCAUCACUGUGAAGAAAGACCUCGACCUGGAGUUUGACAUCGGUAACCUGCUAGCUUGUGACAAAAACACCGUCGACUCGCGGGACUUUAGAAAGCAGAAGAAAGACGACUUCCUGCGGUUGUUAGCUCGUGACAACACGCAGCUGCUCAUCAACGAGAUCUGGAAACAGCCCACGGAAAGGGUCGAGGAGGCGAUAGUGUCCAAAUUACCAGAGCCGACGACCCCGCUGCCCAGAGAGAAGCCACCUCCGAAGCCUAAAGCUCCAUCAAAAUGGGAAGAGUUCGCCAAGCUGAAGGGCAUACAGAAGAAGAAGAAGACCAACCUGGUUUGGGAUGAGACCGCGAAGGAGUGGAAGAGGCGCUGGGGCUACAAGAGGGCCAAGGAUGACACCAAGGAGUGGCUGAUUGAGGUGCCGGAGACCGCAGACCCAAAUGAGGACCAGUUCGCCAAACGCACCAAAGCCAAGACUGAGAGAGUGGCUAAAAACGAGUUCAACAGGCUGAAGAACAUCGCCCGGGCACAGAAGGUCAAACUGCCAGGUGUGGGGCUUACGCCUACAGCCCAGCAGUCUAAAGACGACCUGUCAAAAGCUGUAAGUGUGGCCAGAACCUCCACAGCAUCUGUGGGGAGGUUCCAGGACCGCCUGCCUAAAGAGAAACCACCAAAGAACACAGGCAAGAAGAGGAAGUUUGAGCCCCUCAUCGGCAACUUUUCUAGCGAGAAGCAGAAGCAGCUGGAGCUUCUGAAACUCAUGGACAGCAAGAAGCCCAAGUUGGACAUCACCAAGGCUGUCAAUAAGCAGAUGAGAGAGGACGACAGAGAGGAGGCCUCAGCUAAGUACAAGAAGGGAGCAGGGAAGAAGGGACGCAAAGGCAACAUGUCAGGAAAGGGGAAAGGAAAUGGUGGGAAAGGAAAAGGAGGCAAAGGAAAAGGAGGUAAAGCUGGAGGAGGAGGAGGAGGAGGAGGGAAGAGGAGAGGCAAACCUGGGAAGCAUUGAGGACUCUUAACAUCCUGUAUCCUGCUAAAUCAGUUUUGUGCCUUGGCAUCAAAUCAUUGGACUGAACAUGAAUGAUGCAAUAUAAAAUGACUGUUUGAUUAACCUGGGAAUGAUGGAUGCAAUGUUGUGACUGUCUAUUUCACUAAGUUUAUACCGUCAUUACAUCUGUAAAUAUCAGUCUCAGCAUUCAUAGAGAAUAACUGAUAAUGUGUAAUAUUGAUGGAAAAAUACUUUAACUGCAGCCCAAAUUAAAAUCACUAGAUUGUG